Argiope bruennichi is the source of this 1319-nucleotide messenger RNA. Its product is annotated as probable serine/threonine-protein kinase kinX. The transcript has 4 exons. The coding region runs from base 187 to 942 and encodes 251 amino acids. The record is from RefSeq and is a predicted model, not a curated record. Lineage: Eukaryota; Metazoa; Arthropoda; Arachnida; Araneae; Araneidae.
UGUCACACGUUUGUUGGUCGUGAUGGCCCACCGACACCAGGUGGCGCUGGUUGUACUCAGAGGGGUGUAGGGGGAAAGGCGAUCGACUAUGAGAGGGACUGCUCUUGCACCUCUCAACUCACACUCGCACCUGCAGCUGAUCUGAUCGUACCCAUCCGUCCAGAACUUACCUACCUAUCCUACAUCAUGAGAUCUCUCUCUAUCUGCAUCUUCGCCGUCCUCCUCUGCACCGCUUUUUGUGCACCCAGGCUGAGGAGAGAUGCGGAGGAGUCAACUAAGAGCCCGGAGGUAGUAGCCGAGGAGAAUAAGGAGCAGAUAAAGGAAAUCCCAGAGGAAGCACCUGUCAAAGAAGAAGUAAAAGAGCCCGCAAAAGAAGAAAAGCCAGUCGAAGUAACUACUGAUGAGCAACCAGCUGUUCGUGAAGAUGCUGAACCAGAACCAGCAAAGGAAGAAGUCGCCGCUCCUCAGGAACAACCCAAAGAGGAGAAAAAGCCUGAAGUCCAAGAAGAGAAAAAGCCCGAACCUGAGGCUCAGCCAGAAUUGAAGGAUGCUCAAGAACAACCAAAAGAACCUGAACCUAAGGAAGAAGUGAAAGUUCCAGAACCAACUGAAGUAAAGGAAAAACCCGAGGAACCUAAGGUCGAUGAAGUCAAAGAGGAAGUCAAAGAAGAAGAAUUAGAGAAACAGGCUCUUGAAUCUUCAUCUGAACAAGUAGAAGUUGAAGGACGAAGCGAAGAGGAGGCAGAGAAGCCUGUUGAGGAAGUAUCUGAAAAACCAAAAGAAGAAGUGGUUGCUCCCGUGGAAGUUGCUGAGAAGCCUACUUCAGUGAAACCUGAACCCACAGCAGUGAAAGAACCUGAAACCCCCGCCCCCGAAGUCGUUCCUGAAGAUCCAAAGGUGGAAGUAUCUUCUCCAGCAGCGGAAGUACCAAAAGCCGAAUAAAGAACAAUCGCUCACGAUCUUCUCUCGAACCCGGAAUGUUGCGAAGAGGAGGGAAAUCACUUAAAAAUGGACUCAGUUUUAUGUUUUUAUAAGAACUCUGCUCUUUCAACACUGUUGGAUUCGUGAGGGAACAAUCCACCUUCCUCCAAGCUACCUGUUUUUAAAUUAAGCGCGUGAUGGGGGAUACGAGGGGGAGCAAUGGACGGCCGAGCUGGUUCUAUGGCCACCCGAAUCUCCCGGAUAAACCCCCAGGUGCGAUGUGGUGUCGGCAAACGCCUGGGGAAAGGCAUCCUCCAAUGAUAAGAGGAACCUUUGUAAUACUGUUGUAUACUCUAUUUAAUAGAAAAAAAUAAAGCUUUCGUCUUAUUUAUAAAAAA